GCUGAUUGCCAUUUCGGCAAUAUUCACGUUUCAUUACUUGUACGUUAUUUUCGUAAUUUUAUUCCUUAAACGCUCAGUGGGCCUAAACUCAGUUGGCCUGUUCACCCUUCGAGAUUUAUCAGAGAGAUCUCAAUUCUGUAAAAACAAUCAGUUACCUCUAAGUCAUAAUUUUUACUAAUUGUUUAAAAAACGAUUUGUCAUAAAAAACGUUAAAAUAUUUUCCGAUGUACGCGCCGUAAGUAAAGAUCGUAGUAACAAAAAGAUUGUAAACGCGAGGAGUCGAUGCUUCGUUGGGUCCAGCGUGUUCGACGCGAUUAAGUAGUCGAGCUCAAGCAUUACGACGAACGGUGCGGCCCGUCAUCCAGUUAGCCGAGUUACCCGCUGCCACGGGAGUCCGUGGAUCUUCUCUCGCGUAGCCGGAGGCAUGCAGAGAUUCUACCCGCCUGCAUCUGACACGAGGGGCCAGCUGUACUGCGUCAAUGUCCAGUCGUCGAAGGCGUUGAUCCUGGAGAGAUACACGAGCAUAGAUAUCCGGGAAAGCAUGCUCGCCGCACGCCAGUACGACUGCUUCGCGGAGGGGCGCACGUACGAGAGGAAAACAAGAUUUUUCAAUCGUGCAACCCAGGAGAGCUCCCUGGAGCUUUACCAACAAUUCUUGCCCACCACAAUGAAUCAAUUAAAAUCCCCCCGCAACAGAAUAGACUGUAACCGUCAUCCCAUGCAACUCACAAAUAAGUCUCGGAAGCAAGAUGAUCAACACUUUACGCCAAAGAAGUAUACCAUCGCUAAGAAGGUCCGGUCGUUUCCGGACUCCAGUCCGGAUCGCUUCCCGAAGCAGUUUUCUCCCGGAAAUAUGUCGCAGCAGCAUUCCAACACGUUGACUCGUUCGAUCCUCAGUCGUGCAGAUUCCUUGAACGAAUAUCCGAGGCUGUACAGUCAAAAUUCAAUGCUGGCCAGUUCGCUAAGCUGUUCGAGCGAGAGUCGAUCGAGCUCCUCGGAUGACAAUCUAGCGAACCAUUCGCCAAUUCACCAGCUGGACACCAGCUCACCGGACCACUUCGAGUAUUUUCGAGUGUUUGAAAAUGCUAGCGUGACUGACAUGCCCGGCCCGAGCUUCUCGGGCGCCAGCUAUCGAAGCGAGAGUUGCCAGGCUGGCUACGAGACGUUCGAAGAUCUCAAUAUGAAUCUUCUGAAGAUCGAUUUGCUGGACGACAUCUCGCCCAGGCGACAAUCACCCGUACGCGAGGAACGUGGCGCUAAGAGGGAUGUGCUCAACGAAUCAUUUAUAAUGUUGAUGACGAAGGAGCUGGAAAAAGACGAGAGCGAUAUAACUGUACCAUCGCGGGAGCAGCGAACUCGUAGCCCGAGUAGCCAGAGGGACUCGUCCGAUUUGCCGCUGAUACCGUCGAUUUCGGAGGAGUUGGAGGUAGCGAGUGAAAUAAAGAAGGAAAAUUAUUCGGGGCAGCAGUCACCUGCGGGCGAACAGUGGACUCACGGCCUAAAUGUGGAGGAGGACGCGUCCAGCGCGAUCUCGGCCAAGGAGGAGGCGGCGAAGGAGACGGAGGAGGACCAAUCGUUCGAUUCGCUGAGGGCCAUGAUGUCGCCGUAUCAAUGCAACGAUCAUCCGUGCACUCAAUUUCUUUAUUGUCAAACCUGCUGCAAAACCAUCUGCAAGGAAUGCGCCACUCAUUGCAUUUAUAAACACGUGACGGUGGAUUUUAUGGAGUUCCUCGAGAACGCUCAGCGCCAGGCUGAAGAUGUGCUGAUCGAGGCCUACCUCGGGAUCGACGUUCUCGCGGAUGAUAUGGAAAAUAUGGGGUUGGACAUUGCAGCGUUGGAUCAGAGGACCAGAGAGGCGCUGUCCGAUGUGAAGUUCUUUUCACGUAGAAUGUGGUCCGCGGUGGAAGAGAGAGAAAAGAAAUUGUUUAAACAAAUUGUGGAAACGCGCCGAUGGAAGUUCGAGGUUCUUCAUGAGAAGUACAUGAAUCUAAAAGAGGACAAGAUACGACUGUCGCAGGCCGUCAACGCUCUCAAAGGCGCCAUUCAUGACGCGCGAUCGUCCCCAGUGUGCAGUCCUGACGAUCUUCUGCAGAGAAAAGAUAUGGUGUUGGCCGAGAUCUGGCAAAUUCGUCAGAGCCGGAAGACAAAGGCCCGGUCUGCUCGAGACGAGAAUUGGAUCUCCUUCAGAAGUUCCGACAGCAACGUGCUGUCCGUGAUCGCCAAUGGGGGAAACGUCCUGGUGAACGGCCCGGGCACGAUCGGGGACCGUCUACCGAAUCGCGAUUACAAAUCGUCGCAAUCGUACUUCCCGUACGGAAUGAGCGACCAGAUGAUACAACCGAUCCCACGUGGUCGUCCGAUAACGGACUACGAUCGCAAUAUCUGCCUCCCUAACCGGAAGCACGAGUUGCAGGUCAAGAGCACGGACGUCAUAAUCCUCGGCUACUUUGGCGAGAACAAUCCUGACAAUCUUUGCCGCCCGUGGGGAUUGAUUUGCGACAAUGAGGGUAACAUCAUUAUCAGCGAUCGGUCCAACAAUCGUAUACAGAUCUAUCGCGAGGACGGCACACUGAUUAGGAAAUUCGGGAGCUAUGGCAAUGGCCCUUGUCAAUUUAAUCGUCCAGCUGGAAUCGCUGUCGAUGCUAGACGCCGCCUUAUCGUGGUCGACAAGGAUAAUCAUCGCGUUCAGAUUCUGACAAUGGAGGGCGAGUUUCUGAGGUCCUUCGGCGAGCACGGCGAAAAACAGGGCCAAUUCUGUUACCCGUGGGACGUGGCGGUGAACUCGGCCUGCGAGAUCGCCGUUACAGAUACGAGGAACCACCGCGUUCAGUUGUUCAGCCCCGAGGGUAUCCCCCUGCGCAUGUUUGGCGGCCAACCGCAUCUGCUGAGGUACCUGGACUCGCCGCGCGGUAUCUGCUUCAACAACGAGGGCAAGCUGAUUGUCACGGACUUCAACAAUCAUCACGUAUUGAUAAUUGAGUAUAACAUGGUGGAGAUGCGCAUACUUAAAUGCGAGAAGGAGACGAAAGGCAAGAGGCAGGACGGGGAGACCGGCGACGGGCAGAACGAGGAGAACACCCCCACGUUUCAGAGACCCCAGGGCGUUAUAGCGGCCGACGACGGCAGUAUUCUCGUCGCGGACUCCCGUCACAAUUCAAUCAAAGCGUUCAACUCGGUCGGCUCGUUGAUCUACUCGUACAAGCCCGGCCAGGAGGAGAUGGACCGUCCGUUGGGCAUAGCUCUUCACUGGGACGGUAGAAUGGUGUUCACGGAUUACGGCCGUAAUUACGUGCGCCUGGUAAAGCUGGAGCACCACAUGGACCCGGUGCCAAGGAACGCUAUCAUGUUUGGUUGACGCCUCAGGAUCGCCGAUGCGUUGUCCUGAUGAUUUAAUGGAAACUUUCGACGAGGUUUCCGCUUGCGUCAAACGUGAACAGUACGCCGGCUGCCGUGGGAAAAGUUAUCGCAAUUCUUACACUUGCAACGCGUGGCAAGAUUUUUGAGCCACCAGUAAAUUGCGCUAGGAGGUAUGAUUUUUUGCGAAGAGAAACGAGAGGGGAAAGUCUCACCUAUUAAUUGGUGAAAAUAAUCGACAAUGUGCGAAAGAUGAAAGUUAAUGUUUUUGCGCGCGCGAUGCCGCCUUGUACGUGUUUUCGAUUUCACAUACACACAUACAUUACACACAUUACGAUCGAUUCUGAAAUAGACGUUCAUAUAUGAAAGCUUAUUUCGCUUUCAGAUUUUUUUCACUCCGUGUAAUUAGUGAAAAAAAAAAGGACACAUUGUUGCGAGAUCACUUUUCAAACGCUCAAUUUUACUCUUGAAAAAGAGUUGUAAUUUACCAUUUUAGUACAUCUACAAUGUUGGUCGAAAUAACGUGCGACUUUUAUCUUCGAUUAAUAAUUUUUGUUCUCGUUGUUAUUUAUCUGUUAUAUUUAAAUUGUACUAUAAGAAUUUUUACAAUUUUAUUGUGUAACGCAUUGUACCUCCUGGUUGGAUGGACACACGAAAUGCUCAUGUAGCUCAGACAUUUUUAGAUCUUUAUUCUCCAUCACGAAUGAAGCAGUAAGAUAUUGCAGCGGAGAAAGAAAACUACGCUAUAUGUUUUGAGUGACCAAACACUCGAUCGACAAUGCAUCGUUAAGGAAAAGAGUAACGAAGGGAAUUGAUCGAGUUAUCGAUAAAUCCAGAUAUAAUCAGCGAUCAUGUUUUAUUAAUGCAUCUUAUUUAUUGUAUGUAUUAUAUGUAUAGAAGAUUCGAUUAUCAGUCGAAUUUACGGUAGAUGCAUUUUUCUGUCUUAUUAGUUUUACAAAAUUAAAUCAUGAAUUUAAUUAACUCCAAUUUAGUUGCGGAUUGCAAGAUUUGUUUCCAAAAGAUCUCUUUCCAAAUGCAAUUAUGCAUGACGCUGAUCACAAUUGUUUUAUUUAGGAAAUCCAAUUUCGCAAAGAGAAGGUAGAAAUUGCGAUAGGAUUAAUGCAUGCAUAUUUUAUAUUUUAACUUUACGCUUUUAUAAAAUUUUUUUAAGUAUGUAAUAAAAUGUAUCACAAUUGAA
Temnothorax curvispinosus is the source of this 4552-nucleotide messenger RNA. Its product is annotated as E3 ubiquitin-protein ligase TRIM71-like. Lineage: Eukaryota; Metazoa; Arthropoda; Insecta; Hymenoptera; Formicidae. The record is from RefSeq and is a predicted model, not a curated record. Gene Ontology annotation, biological process: protein polyubiquitination; proteasome-mediated ubiquitin-dependent protein catabolic process. Gene Ontology annotation, molecular function: ubiquitin protein ligase activity; protein binding. The transcript has 6 exons. Bases 425 to 3355 code for a protein of 976 amino acids.